AUAUAAUUUGUAGGGCUGCACGAUUUAUCGCGAUUAAACCACACGCGAAUUGGCAAAGGCUGCGAUUAUUUUAUGCGCAGCUUGUCAGAGCUGUACGGCUCUGUGAUCAGUAGUAAAUGCUUCUCCAUCUGAAAGCCAGAGGGCGCUCUUGCGCAGAAACUCUAAUAUGCCCUGCCACAGAAGUAGAUAACACUCGUCAUAUCGCUGUAGCUGAAUAGAGUGGUGCAGGUAUGACGUCACUUUGUAGGCCAACCCGGAAGUUAGCGGCGCACAGGUUCCCUCGAUCGAAAGCCUAUGCAUUUUUCCCAUAGACUUUUGGAAAAUCGCAAAAAAUAAGCUCUGUGUUUAACAAAAGGUUAUGAUACUUACACGUUUUGUCCAUCAAGAUAAUUUUCACAGAUGAACAUAACUUUUAUGAAGUUUAAAGCCUAAAUGCAGUCGCCAGAAGUAAAAAGCUAAAGGUAGGCUAUAAACGAACUACACUACUCGACUUCAACGUCACCAUCGCUAAGCUUCUGACAACUCUUUCAGUUUUAUCUAAAAACAUUUUCGCAGCAUGUUUGAGUUAGAAUAGUUUAUACGAGUACAAUUAUGAGCAUAAUGAGGCUGUAAAAGCAGACUGAGCUUACCUUUUCACCGUGAUGGCGUUUAAUGUCCCUGACUGCCUGUGUAGUCCCAUUUAGCCACUUUUUAGCAACCGCUUUUUUCAAGACACAUAGCAGCUUAAAAAAAUCACAAGUGGGGUAAUACUGAUGCAUUUUAUGUCGUAGAAUAAUACGUGAAAGUGCCUUGAGCUUGUGUUCACCACAGACCUUAUUUCAGCCAUUUAAUCAAAAUCCCAUUCAAAAAACCCAUUGACUUCGGCACGAUGGAACCGGAAGUGCUAAAAUGCUAACUCACUUCCGCGUUUUGGCCUACAAAGUGAUGUCAUACCUGCACCACUCUAUAAACAGAAGAUUGAAACACUUUGAUUAAACAUGACUUAUAGACACACGACUGCCUUAUUCUGUGUAAGAAGCCACAUCAUCUCACAGAAGGAUGCUCAACUGUCGUUAUAAAAAGCCUCACCUGUGUGCAAUCAUGAUUCGGGCCAUCUGUCCCUUGUGUGUUCUUAUCUUCGCGCUCCUCUUUUUGUGCACCGAUGCACGUCCCGAAACGCCUGGCCGGUCAAGGCGUGCUCCUGCUGCCAAAGUGCGACUAGCAGGUUUCGGCCACAGAGAAAAUGAGGGACGAGUUGAAGUCCUGCACAACGGGACUUGGGGCACCGUUUGCGAUGACGAGGUCGACAUUAAACUCGCUAAUGUUGUUUGCAGGGAACUGGGUUUCCAAAGUGGCAUAACAUGGGCGCACAGUGCCAAGUAUGGAGAGGGAGAGGGCCCCAUUUGGAUGGAUAAUGUGAGGUGUGAAGGAACAGAGAAAACUCUAAAAGACUGCAAGUCGAACGGGUGGGGUGUUCAUGACUGCAAACACUCUGAGGAUCUCGGGGUGGUCUGUAGUCCAGAAAGAAGGCUGGACCAAGUGCAUCCUGGAGUCACCAGAAGAGGGCACACCAUCGCUCUCAGACCAAAUGCAGUCACCUCGAACCGUUGGCAGGACAUUUACUCUAGUUCAAGGACACCUGCACAUCUCAGACAAGGCAAUGGACAUUCCCAGGAUCAUACCAGAUGGGAUCAAUUCUCCAGACAGCAGUUUCAUAAUCCGUCUGCCAGUAGGGUGAGGAUUGAGGAAGUCCGUCUCAAGCCAGUCUUGAUGGUUACAAAGAGACGCACUCUUGUCACGGAGGGUGUGGUGGAAGUAAAGCAUGCUGGGAGAUGGAGACAGGUGUGUGAUAAAGGCUGGAGUCUGAAUAGCAGCAGAGUUGUGUGUGGGAUGCUUGGCUUUCCUGAUGCGGAGCAGCCCAACAUGAACACCUACAAAAAAAUAUGGGAUAAAAAAGUCAAGGAUUCAACAACCAGAUUGAGUCAGAUGACCAAGAAGAAGGGAUUCUGGGUUGAGAAAGUACAUUGUCUGGGUACAGAGCCUAGCCUGACGGAGUGCCACGCCCAGCUGUCAAUCCCUCGAAGCCCCACCCCCUGUAAGAAUGGUCGCCAUGCUGUGGCCCGCUGUGUCCCAGGACCGCAGUUUGCUCGUAUUUCCUCUGGCAGACCCCAGGCACCUCACCCUGUGCAGCUGUCAGUGCGCCUGAAGUCAGGGCCACGUCUGGGAGAAGGCAGAGUCGAGGUUCUGCGUGAGGGAAAGUGGGGAACUGUGGUUGACCACCUGUGGGACCGUAUCUCAGCCAGCGUGGUGUGCAGAGAGCUGGGCUUUGGCACUGCCAAAGAGGCUCUUACCGGAGCAUACAUGGGUCAAGGGACGGGGCCAAUCCACAUGAACUCUGUGCAGUGCACUGGCACAGAACGCUCCAUUUUGGAUUGUUACUUCCAGGAAGUCCCUCCCUGGACAUUCAAACAUAGCCAGGAUGCUUCUGUCAAGUGCUAUGUUCCUAAGACAGGCUUGGAAACCACGGUGCGGUUGGCAGGGGGCAGGGACCAGGCCGAGGGUCGUGUGGAGGUGCUCAUGGAGGUGGGGGGCAGAAAGCGUUGGGGGACGAUUUGCAGUGAGAACUGGGGAAUAAAUGAAGCCAUGGUGGUGUGCAGGCAACUGGGCUUUGGUUUUGCUGCACGUGCCCAUCAGGACACAUAUUAUUGGCAAGGAGACCCUGCAGCAGAAGAGGUGUUAUUGAGUGGGACUCACUGUGUGGGAACAGAAAUGUCCAUCCAGCAGUGCCGUCGUAAUAAUUACGUCCACUGCCCUCGAGGAGGCGGGGCUAAAGCAGCAGGCGUCACCUGUUCUGAAACGGCACCUGACCUGGUUUUGGAUGCUCAGCUCGUGCAGGAGAGUGCUUACCUGGAAGACAGGCCUCUGCACCUGCUCACCUGUGCACAUGAGGAGAACUGUCUCUCCUCCUCUGCCAACCGUAUGCAGUGGCCGUACGGGCACCGCCGCCUUCUGCGUUUCUCCUCUCGUAUCAUGAACUUGGGUAGAGCCGACUUCCGUCCACGCGCCUCGAGAGAGUCCUGGACCUGGCACCAGUGCCACAGGCAUUAUCACAGCAUUGAAGUGUUCACACAUUAUGACCUCCUCACACUCAACGGAAGCAGAGUGGCCGAAGGACACAAAGCCAGUUUCUGUCUGGAAGACACUUAUUGCCCUGAUGGACUUCACAAACGCUUUUCAUGUUACAAUUACGGAGAUCAAGGCAUUUCAGUGGGUUGCUGGGACACGUACCGCCACGAUAUUGACUGCCAGUGGAUAGACAUCACCGAUGUGAGACCUGGAGACUAUAUCAUGCAGGUUGAGGUAAAUCCGUCCCUGGAUAUGGCUGAAUCAGACUUUAUGAACAACGUCAUGCGUUGUCGAUGUAAAUAUGAUGGACACAGAGUGUUUAUGUAUGGCUGCCAUGCAGGUGAUGCCUACAGUGCUGAAAUUGAGGAUUUAUUUGAACAUCAGCGUCAGAUCAGCAAUAACUUCAUCUGAGCCUAGUAAAGUGAGGUGAGAGGAGGGGAUGUUCAUAAAUGGGUCCUGGAAAUGUGGAUUUUUGGACAAUAAACUGUGUGAAAGAGAAAGAUCUUCUCAACUGAUCUCAGAACAGUCUAUCAGUAGCACCACUGAGUGGAAGCUACAUUUUUUAAGGGGUUAUGACAUGGAUUUUUCUAAUUAUUUUAAUAUGUUCUUGAGGUUCACUUCUAAUGUUAAUAAAGUUUUGUUGCACACACAUACACACACACACACAAAAAAACAACAACAACAUAUAUGCGGAAAAACAAUUCUUUUCCACCUUUAUUCUGACCCUCUGUCUGAAGUGAUCUGUUUUUAAGGGGCGGCUCUUUUAAGGCUUGUCAGAAAACAGCCACUGUUAUGAAUGGCUAACGUCAUUGCAUAGGAAACAGUAUCAGCGCCCAUUCGCUAGUGCACGUGAGUACGUGUUUUGAAAACACUAUCCACAUAAAACCGCCAUUUACAGACAAAGCAUUAUGAAAUCAUUUACUUACCAUUUGUGAUGUAGCUGCUGUCAGAUCCAACACAGUUUCUGCUUCAUCUGUCAACAAAAGUUUCUUUGCGAACUCUCCAUUACACUGUACAUCGUUUACAAAACGAAAUGCUCCAAACAAACAUAUAAUCCUCUGACAUGAUCUGGGACACCAUUAAAAUAAACCAUGCACUUGUUUCCGACACUGGGAUCUUUCUUAAGUACCUGUACCUGAAGUCUGUAUAGAGAUGCAAACGAGCUGUUUAAACUGGAUGCGUUAAAGUGAACGUUCUUUCACUCUUCCAUUUGUCCUGUUGUCGGUAGACGUCAGAAACGGGCAUCUGUAUACUAUAUCAGUGUAGACAGUGUCAGUGAUUAUAAUGGGUUCUAUUUGAUUUUGACGCAGCGCUCACAUUCAGUGUAGGCAAGUGUUAACCUUUAAGUGACUGAAUGCCAGUGGGCGGGGCUUAUGUUGUGAUGAUGUAAAACUAUUCGUCGAUGUCUUGCUCUGGAGCAGGCAUAUGCAAAUGUAUUUGCCAGUGACGUCACAAAUCCCACAAUAUCCAAACGAGCCAUUUUUGCAGCUUGAUUAAAUAAAUGGACAUUUUAAGCUAUGAAACUUGCAGGAUGUUUUAAUGGUACAAAGACCUCUUAUAUGUCAAGAUCAAGGCAAAUUUGAUUUCUCAUGUCAUGACCCAUUAAAAUGGUUUUCUCCAUGGAAUUGAAUUUAGUCUAGCAGAUGUUUGGAAAUCAACCAAAAGAAAUAUAACUAGGAUUAGUUCACCUUAAAAUGAAAAUUCUGUUCCACCCAGUUGCAGUCCCAGAUGUCAGAAUUUUCAGUCUGUUCCUGAGACACAUCACUUUGCAUCAGAACACAUGGAAUAUACUUUUAUGAAUCUUUUGUAGAGCAUUAUUUGCCAUUUUGGAGCUUGAUAGACAGUCUUUUUCAAUUUCAUUAUAGUGAAAAGAGUGGCUAGGAUAUUUCUCAAAAAUCCACCAUUUGUGAUUCACAGAAGAAAGUCAGUCAUAUGAGUUUGGAGUUUGUAAAUAAAGUCAGAAUUUGUAUUUUUGGGUGAACUGAUCCUUUAAUUAAUAUCUAUUGAGAAACUGGGACAUUGUUUUCAGAGGCAAAGUUGCAAGUGUUGUGAGUUUAUCAGCUAAUUAAAAUAAAACCUCAUGCAAAAUGUAUUGUUCAUGGGACCGUAAGACUAGCAUUAGUAAAUAACUUUUUUUAUUGUCUACAUAUAUUUAUUUCAUGACAUUAUAUAAUAAAUAUAGAAUAAAUGUUAUAGAAAACAAAAAAAGAAAGAAAAAAAAAAGAAGAAAGCUGAGUGAGUCAAUGGUCUUUAAUAUUACCAAUAUGAUCUAUUUUAUAUGGCAUCCAAAUGCAGUUUGUUCACUUUUUCUGAUCAUUUUUGAGUUUUAUAUCUAACUUCAAUUCUUUUGUUUGAGUUAAGCACUUUAUUGAUGGACUGUCAGUAUUCUGGUAGAAAUGCAUCAUUCACUACCAUCUUUAAACACACACUUCGUUUGUUUGUAUUUAUGCCGCCUUUCCAUUUUUGAUUGGCCCUUUUCAUCUUUUUUUCUGUGACUUUCCUGAAUCCUAAAAGAUAACAAAGGAUGUUGUAUAUGCUGAAGAUUUAUUUAUUUAAUACAUCGUUAAACACAUUUUCUGGAUGAGAGUUUUAUUAGUUUGACAAUUCAUAGUAUUAAUCAAUGUUUGCUAAAUGGUUGACUGAUUUAAUAUUCAUUUAACAUCUUGGAGCUUUGAUUUGUGGAUGAAUGGAACUUGUUUUCUUAGUCUAGCGUGUACUUGAAGCUUUUUUUUUUUUAACAUCUGAGUAUAAAGGAGUAUGUUGUUACAAUGUCCUAAAAAAAAAAAUAAAUAAAUGUAAAGGGAUUCUGGGAAUACUAUGAAGAGCUCACUACAGCAUUUAGUGAUGAGUUCAAAUCUAGCUUGAACUCAAGGAAUAAUAUUUAUGGGCCAGAGCAUUACAUAGGUCUGAAAGUAGUCUAUAAAUCUAAAAAGUCAUUUUUUUGAGCUGUACUGUAUCAGUCUUUAUGUUUGUAAUUAUUUGCACAGUACAAGAUGCUGUUUAACAGUGGUUAUUGUGCAUGUAAUGAACCGAUAUGUAAUUUGUUCCUACUGUUUAUCUAAAAACCUCAUGUUAUUUAUCUUAAAGUAUAAUCCAUAAUGGUUGACACAUGAGUGAUUUUUGUCAUUUCUGUGCAUAGAUAUUAUUUACAUCAACUUAUGUACUUUACAUUUUCCAUGAUAUACUGUUUUUGUAAGAUAACAAAUAUGACUUAUUCUGUCUCUCUGUUGUGUACCUUUACUUUUCACCAUGUUACUCUUGAUCUGUUAUUUCACCUAUACGUUUAUUUAUGAUUUGCAUGUUACUGUAUGUUCUUAAUAUAAUUGGUGCACAAAUUGAUUUCAGUCCUUAAUUCACAGCAAACUUUUUGUAUAUUAUUAUUAUCUUCUGGUGCUAAUUGUGCACUUUUCUGGGAGUUUUUCAUGGAGUAGUUGAGAGUUUAAGCUCUUAUUGUAAUUUGCAAUACUCUCAGGGAUGAAAUAUUUGUGUUUAAAAUUAUUUUUAAGAUCACUUGGACACAGCCAGGACACAAAUAAAUGGGAAAGUAAUACCAAAAUCAUUCCAGAAACUGCAACGUGAUGUUAAACUCCUGUUACUGUUUUUUGAUGAGUGUUACAGUAGUCAAUGAAAACAACUGAUCUCAAAUGUGAAUAAAUAUGGCGUAUCAGGUCUCAUUUAGCUGCCUAUACUCUGUUUUUCUGCUCACUGUGUACCAUGAUCCAUUGCACAAGGACUCCAUUAUCAAUAAAUGUGUGUUUGUGAAA
Molecule: messenger RNA, 6869 nt
Organism: Ctenopharyngodon idella (grass carp)
Lineage: Eukaryota; Metazoa; Chordata; Actinopteri; Cypriniformes; Xenocyprididae
Gene: loxl4
Product: lysyl oxidase-like 4
Exons: 15
Coding region: 1039-3516 (825 amino acids)
Biological process (GO): peptidyl-lysine oxidation
Cellular component (GO): membrane
Molecular function (GO): protein-lysine 6-oxidase activity; copper ion binding
Source: RefSeq, a predicted model, not a curated record